Molecule: messenger RNA, 6321 nt
Organism: Nothobranchius furzeri (turquoise killifish)
Lineage: Eukaryota; Metazoa; Chordata; Actinopteri; Cyprinodontiformes; Nothobranchiidae
Source: RefSeq, a predicted model, not a curated record
GACUGACAGGCAUUCAAAGGGGUUCAAUGGAGGCACUCGACCUCUUUGGUGUCUUGAAGAGGUUUCGCUUCUCAUCUGAAGAGCUUUGUAAAUUCUGACUGGAGUAAGGAAGGGCCAGCUUAUAAAGCCUACUGUUGCCUUACACUGUUGUUUGUUGUUUUUUAACUUAAAUUUACACAAAUAAUAAUUUUAAAUAAAUAAAAAGUGAAAGCAUCAAUGGACACCCAGCGAGACUUUGAAACAUUUAUCCAAAAACCAAGUCUACAUGCAUCUCUCCAUAACAGAUUUAUGUUUGAAUAUUUCUCCAAACCUUCUCCCCAUUCAGAUAUAUUAAAACUCUAAUUUUACUGCUCACCCUUUAAAAUUUUGAUCAUACCUUACCCCUGAGGAGUUGUUAUAACAUAUACUUUUAUGUGUACUUUUACGUGCGUGUAACACCACGGCUCUGUCCGUUUGUAGGUGGAGGAAGCUCUAAGUGAGGUGGACUUUCAGCUGAAGUUGGAUCUUCACUUUACUGACAAUGAGCAGCAGUUGGCUGACAUAGCGACAGUUCCCUUGAUCAGCAGUCGGACACUGAGCCUCCACUUCCAUCCCCGAAGAGGUCUCCACCACCAUGUCCCGCUCAUGUUUGACUAUUUCCACUUGUCCGUCAUUUCUGCCCAUACACGCAUCACUGGUUGCUUUACACCAGCCCCUGAUCAGCUUUGCACGUACAGGAAAGGGCUCCUGGCUGGGGAAGGGCUCACCAGAGAGCGUGAGCGACCCAUCUGCUGUGUCUGUAGACAGCCUCGUGUUUGGGGCCGGCUACUGUAAGCCUGUCAUCUCUGAGGGAAGUUAUGUGCCCAGUGAAGACUGCCUGCAGAGAGCUUACACGUGGCAUCGGCGUCUCUGUCGCCUCCUGCUGGUGGCCUACAGGGGCCUGCAUGUGUACUGCACCACACUGAUGAAGGAAAUCCCCCAGCUCCCACAGAUCCCACUAGAUACAGAGGCUGUCCAUGUUGCUGAAACUCUGAACCAGCUCUCCGUAGAGUUACAGCUGCAGGAGAAUCCCGAGAAGGUGGCUGAGCAGAUCAGUAGGGACACGAGCCAGCUGUGCUCUCAGCUGGUCUCUCUGUGGAGCCACUUCCUCGACGCCGCUGUGCUCAACCCUUACAUCAACUCCUACCUAGCCCAGGAGCACCACACGCUCAGGGUUAGGAGGUUCUCAGAGGCAUACUUCUUCACCAACCAUCCCAAAGAGACCUCUCUGACGUUUCAAGAGGAACUCAUCACCAGACAUGGGAAGAUAGCUGCAGAGGUGCGGAGCUCAGACUACAUGACCAAAAUGCCUCCUUUACCUGUUGAGUGUCUGGACAUCGACGGAGACUGGAACAGCCUGCCCAUCAUCUUCGAGGACAGAUAUGUUGAGUUGCCGCCGAGAGAGACGGUAUCACACGUGCCAAUACCAAAGACCACGGAGGAGCACAGCAGCUCACACCUCACCGUCUCUCCUGCUGAGGAGGUUCCCGAGAGCAACCAGGACGGUAAAUCACCAGCAACCCUCCACGAUUCAUUGGACAGUGAAGAAAGCUUGGAGCGGCUCACGGAUGCCUCGUUCACGGCAGAUCAGAGAAAACCCAACAUGAUGACUGAGGACCUCAUUCAGAGUGACCGUGGUGUUAAAGUCUCCCUAACCGAAGCAGAUAACCUGAAAGGACCAAUGGACAGUCAUGAUGAAGAGGAGAAGGCUGGUCCUGGCUGGAGGUACAGUGUUAAGCCUUGUGACAUGGAACCGUUACGAGUCGAGGAGGGGCCGCCUGUUGGUGGUAAAACAGACGGCAUAGCAACAGAGAUGGGAAACACCGAGGAGUCUGGCAUCGCCAUGCCUUUAAAUCACUCCAUGGAUGAUGAAAGUGAAGAUGCUUUACUUAACAGCCUCAUCACAUCUCAUGUAUAUCCUGUUUCACAUUCAAAUCCUGGGGACCUCAGGAAAGAAGUGGCUCAUUGUGGAGGCUGUGCGGGCUCUAAGAUCAUGAAGCGCUCAUCCUCUCUUAUUUCUGACUCAGGCAUUGAGAGCGAGCCCAGCUCAGUAGCAUGGCCUGUAGAAACUGCACUGCGUGGAAAGCCUUUGCUGGAUUUUUCUAGUGAACGUGAACUCCCAAAGCAAAUUGUUCUGGAUCACCGUAGCUGUCUGGAAGGUCUACAGAUGGAGAGCAACAACAGCCUUCCAAGUGGGGGUAUACAAGCCUCACUCACCUCUAUCAGCUCCCUGCCCUAUGAAGAGGACCAGCAGAAACGUUAUCUCAGCAAACUGACCAAGUCUGUCUCUGCACCACAGAUUAGUAGCCCAGAAGACCCGGAGGAGGACCACGUGCUGCACUGUCAGGAAACUAGUAGAAUAAGCCAAGAACUGUGUGUGCUUUCAGAGCAGAUAGAAACAUCUAAAUUAGAUCAAAUUCCUGACAGUAGUCUUAAAGAUGUUAGGUCUGAAACACUGAACUCUCAGUGGAACCCAACAGAAACAUGCAAAAUCAAUCCAGUGUUAAGUGUGUCUGAAGUGUUGCUUUCCACAGACUCUGUAGGAAGCCCACCUGCAAAAGGAAGUGCUGAUUUAGGCAGCCUGGGAAGCAACAGGGGCCGUGAAGAGCACAUGAGCAGAAUAAGUGUGUCAGUGGGGGACGUGCAUCUUAUAGAAUCUGAAGCAUCAUUCUGCAGUUGCCAAAAUAAAUCAUGUGUACAUAAAAGUGCUACAGAGCUCGGCAGCACUUCUGGAAAUGAGUGCCAAAGAUUACAUCAGAGCAAACUUCAAGACAUCAAGGACAAGAAGUGUUUGCUUCCCUCAGAGAUAUCUCUUAAACAGCUACAGUCCCAUGAAUUGACCAACAGCACCACCGUCUCAUCGAGGCCGAGUGACCUAACAGGGCUGGCCAGCAUGGACUUACCAUCUGUUACCCUGCGUAGAACGUUAACCAACGAGAAAGUGUCCUCAGACGGCCACACUAGGCCCUCCAAACUUCCAAACUCUGGGCUGGCCUUUGUGAACAAGAAGAUGGUGGAAGUGGUGAACAUGUCCGUUUCCUGUGCCCCGACUUGUCUACCAUUCUCAUCAGCCCUGAGAGACUCUCCGUCUGUCGGUGGAAUAUCUGCUCGCCAGGCUUCUUCACCUGUUACCAAUCAGCCCCUGGGCUCCUUUGGAAUCAUCUCCUCAUCUUACCUCACUAUGCUAAAUGUGGAUGAUGAGACCAAUGAACAGAUGCUGAAUUUCUGCAGAGCUAGAGAGGAGCUUGUUAAAGAGCUGAACUUCCAAGCAAACCUGUACAGCGACACUUCUCCACUAGCAUCAGAUGUGCCCUACUUCCCCUCUGAGGAGGACGACGAGGAGUUUGAUGAUGGCAUACACCUCGUAGUGUGUGUCCAUGGACUUGAUGGAAACAGCGCAGACCUCCGUCUUGUGAAGACCUUUGUUGAGCUGGGGCUGCCGGGAUCCAGGCUUGACUUCCUCAUGUCUGAGAGGAAUCAGGCAGACACAUUUUCAGAUUUUGACACCAUGACAGACCGGCUGCUGGAUGAGAUCAUUCAGCACAUCCAGCUGUACAAUCUCACCAUUGGCAGGAUGAGCUUCAUCGGCCACUCUCUGGGGAACAUCAUCAUCCGCUCGGUGCUGACGAGGCCUCGCUUCCGCUGCUAUUUACCCAGACUGCAUACUUUCCUGUCGUUGUCGGGCCCACACCUGGGAACACUGUACAACAACAGUGCAUUGGUCAGCACAGGUCUGUGGUUGAUGCAAAAACUGAAGAAAUCUGGAUCCCUGCUUCAGCUCACCUUCAGGGAUCACGCUGAUCUGCGGAAAACCUUCCUCUAUCUCCUGAGUCAGAAACCAGGGCUGCAGUUCUUCAAGAACGUGGUGUUGGUUGCCUCUCCACAGGACCGAUAUGUUCCUUUUCACUCUGCAAGAAUAGAAAUGUGCAAGACCGCUCUGAAAGACAGAACUACCGGGCCUGUGUACGCAGAAAUGAUCAACAACCUUCUGCUGCCUGUUGUGGAGACUACAGAGUGCCAGCUGAUCCGCCACAACGUGUUCCAUGCUCUGCCCAGCACAGCCAACACGCUGAUCGGCCGGGCUGCCCACAUCGCAGUCUUGGACUCUGAGCUCUUUUUGGAAAAGUUCUUCUUGGUGGCAGGGCUCAGCUACUUCAGAUAAAGGUGUCUGGGUCAACGGAAGACGCAUACCUGCUACCGUGUACAUUUUGUGUGAUGUGUAUUGUGGAUUUCCUAUAGAUCCGAUCUACGUCCGAAUUACUAUCACAGAUAGCAGCUGUCGUUAAAGUAUUAAUACGCAGCAACUAUUUCUAAUGAAAACUCAAACCCUGAUGCAAGUUCACACAAGACAAAGCAUCUGUUGAUGACAGGAUUGAUUGUAAAUAUUUUGGCUGCCUUUUGUAUAAGUUCUCAGCUAAUAACACACUAAAAUGCUAAUUAUGGUCCAAAGCAUUGAUUUACUCGCCCUUUAGAGAUGGUGCAGAUGUGCAGCAUUUAUCCUUUUGAUUGUACCUUACGUAUUUAGCUGUAUGAAAAGAAAAACACUUCUACUUUAUACAAAACAUAUAUAUUGUUUGAAAAUACUUAUUUUUAUGUAUCAGUCGAGAAGUAGAGUAGUAAAACCUAAAAUAAUAUAAAUGUAAACACAUUCAGUCCACGUACGGGUGAGUGUGUGUCGUCUGUCAGAUCGAUUCAACUAAAGCGUGUUACCUACGCGAGUAAAAAUGUAAAUCUAUGUAAUGUAAAAUAACCUUUUUCAUAUAUUUAUUUUUUCAAAUCAGACAGUUAGUGUUCCCGUUGUGUUAUGCAACACAUUUGAGCCGAUGGUGUAACAUCAUUCUGAAUUUGAGUUUUUUUAGUUAUUGUUGUUAAACCAUCUAUAAUCCCGUAAACCUGCUUCAUACUUCUCUGUCCGUAACUUUCUGCCCACACGCAUGUGCACACUUUGACAUGUUGUAUUUACACCUAUCUGUUGGUGUAUUAGUGUUGUAAAGCAACUCUCCACCAGGACAGCAGUGGGCGCAGCACUUUUCUGGGGUGUCCUGCCACCAUUGCAGUCACACUGAGUUUACUGAUAGGGAGCCUAAGUCUCCUCCCUUUCCGGUCGGCUCAUGGCUCCCCGGAAGAACAAAAAAAAAAUGAAUGCAAGUCAACGACACUAAAAGAGCUAUUUUCUACUCCUCCUCGCCUAAGGCCCUGGAUCGCACGUACGCUGUACUUCAAUUUAAAUGAAAAGUAAUGAUGUGUGUUUCGACCACACCAGUCACGUACUUUGAGAUUUAUCAGCUUGUAAAUGUUUGUAAUUAGCAUGACUACAUAUCUGACGUCACCACAUUACGUAAUGCUCUCUCCCCGGCGUAGCUACUUACCACGUGGCCAGAUCUAUGGUGGUUUCCUCCAGAGGGAGGGAUUUGAAGUUUGCUAAACUUGCAGCCAUUUUCUUCUGCUUUGUUUCACGUCUGGAUCAGGUACGUCAUUCUGGUGAUGCACAUUUGUAGUCCUGGACAUAUUUUCACACCAAACCUUAACUAACAUUCCCCCCCAUUGGAAAAUAAGCGUGUUGUAGGCAUCAAAAUGCAUCAGUCACAAUCAUCAUAUGUGAAAUCAGCAACACAUAACAAACGGGACUAGAGUGAUUUUAGCUCCACUGACUUGAGUUCAUUUUUCCGUUCUUCCUGGGACCCAUGGUCCAGAAGUAGAUGAGCGUGAAACAGACUCCCCGUUAUUGUGUGUUUAUGUAUUUCAGAGACUUUUUAACACAAACAAAGUUGUCCCUCAUUCUCCUCACCUCUUCAUGCAGCCACCAACUCCAAACCCCCGUUUCCCGUAAAAAAAACUUACGGACAAAUAUAAAGUCUGCUGCGUAUCUUAGAAACCCAUCACUCACGGUUGUAUUAAGGUUCAUAUUGUUAUUGUAGGUCUUUUUCCAUGAGACAUUCUUAGAUCUUCUCCGUCUGCUGCUGGAGUCUUCGGCUCUCGUCUUAUAUUUUUUGAGGUGGAAUAGCCGUGUUGUUGACAAAGUUAAAGGAGGCAACAUCUUGACCAACCACUUCUCUGUCAGUGUCGAUGGAUCAUUAGAACAUUACGACUCCAUCCAUCCGUGCGUGCCUGUUGGAGAGCCCACGGGUUGCGUUUCUCCACACCUGUACAGACAGAGAAGUCCACACCUGUGCAGACAGAGAAGUACACACCUGUGCAGACAGAGAAGUCCACACCUGUGCAGACAGAGAAGUCCACACCUGUACAGACAGAGAAGUCCACACCUGUACAGACAGAGAAGUCCACACCUGUGCAGACAGAGAA